AUGGCAACUGGAUCCAGGGUAAACAGAGAGACGCUCCAUGGAGAGACCACCCUAACUUCAGAUGGAGUGAUCCAAAUCAAAGCUUACCACCCUCGACACAGCAGAUACAACCCUCUGACGGGCAGCCCAACUGGCCUGCUCGAAUCCUGGAUAGGCCAAAUACUGGAGGAAACAGAAUGCAGGGAGGAAAUCCAGGAGGCCCAAAAGGAGCAGCGGGCGGCGUUGGAGAUACUGACAAGACAACUUUCUCAAGUUGCAAUGUCGUUGGGCGAGCUGAGGGGAAAUGAAGGAAAAAUUCCAGCCACUGUGCAACCACUUGGUCGUGAGAAUAUUAGUGAAAUAUCCCUGAGGUCGGGGAAAGUUUACCAAGGCCCCAGCCAUUCUGCAAUAUCUCCAGCAACUGAUUCUGGACCAAGCCAUGGAAAAGAGAGAGCAUCCAGUAGAGUGGAUCAAGCGAAAGAAAAGGGCAAGGAAAAGGUGGGAGGUGAAGCCUCGAAAGAAAAUCAGAUAGAGGAAGCUGAGAAAGUUGAGCCAUAUUCGUACCGUGGGAUGGUGACAAGAAAGAGAGAUGCCACGAUUGAUGUGGCGAGUAUGUUCAAAGACGUGGAGGUGAAGGUGCCACUCUUGACGGCGUUAAAAAUGCCCCCGAUUAGUAAAUUCGUCAAAGACUACUUGGCGGGGAAAAUCAACGAGGAAGGGAGACUAAUUACAGAUGAAACUGUCUCUGCCGUGAUCCAGAGAAGUGACCUCCCCUCUAAGAAGACUGACCCUGGAAUGUUCACGCUCCCCAUUGCUAUCGGGGAUAUUCAAGUAAAGCACGCCAUGUGUGACUUGGGGGCAUCAAUCAACGUUCUGCCAUACUCCAUUUAUCGAAAGCUAGGAGCGGCAAAGCUAAUCAACACUGACAUAAUGAUACAGUUGGCCGAUAGAUCGUGUGAGGGAAUUCUGGAAGACGUGAUUGUUAAGGUGAAUAACUUUCUAUACCCACCUGAUUUUUUCAUAAUCAAGAUGACGGAACCCGCAGCAAAGGAGUCGAGUGGAAUCCUUCUGGGAUGA
This is a messenger RNA of Salvia splendens (bonfire salvia), 1056 nucleotides long. RefSeq lists its product as uncharacterized. The coding region runs from base 1 to 1056 and encodes 351 amino acids. Lineage: Eukaryota; Viridiplantae; Streptophyta; Magnoliopsida; Lamiales; Lamiaceae. The transcript has 2 exons. The record is from RefSeq and is a predicted model, not a curated record.